CUUAUGGAAGUCAAAAAUUCAAAUAAAAAAUCAGAUCAUGUUAUUUGUCCAUUUCAAAACCUUUAUGAUAUUCUUGAAAAGAUACACAGCAACACGCAGCAACAUUCUGGAUCAAAGAAGACAUAUGAGGCAAUUAGUAACCAGUUUGCUUAUAUUCCUAGAUCAUUCGUAGAACUAUAUGUCUCUCGUUAUACACAAUGUUGUAUAAAAAGAAGUUUUCUGGCACCUAUAAUUGGAAAAACUAUUGUUUCAAAAAAGUUGUUACAACGUGUACAGGUCAAUUUAGUUUUAUUUGAAAAAUAUUCAGAUAAUGAGUAUAAGUAUAUUGCACAUCUUUGUAAUCACUUUACGCGGUUUUCAUGGACAUGUCCAUUACGCACCAAGGAGGCGUCAGAAGUUGCUAUAUUUUUAUUUUCAGUUUUUAUUGUUUUUGGCCCUCCUUAUAUUUUACAAAGUGAUAACAGUCAGGAGUUCACCGCACAAAUUAUUCAUGAACUUAUUUGUUUAUAG
This is a messenger RNA of Dentiscutata heterogama, 510 nucleotides long. The record is from the annotation of a GenBank genome assembly. NCBI's taxonomy places the organism in Eukaryota, Fungi, Glomeromycota, Glomeromycetes, Diversisporales, Gigasporaceae.